AAUUAAACUGUGAAUUUACUUUACAGCUUUGGAAAAGAUGAGCCAUUACUCCAUUCUUCUAGUCUUCUUCUUGACUUGUUCCUGCUUUACUGCUCACGCUAAGAGAAAUGUUCUCUUAAUGGUUGCAGAUGAUGAAGGCCUUGAGACACCGAUCUAUGGAAACAAUCGCAUUAAGACACCAAACCUCCAAAGGCUAGCCCAGAGGAGCUUAGUCUUUAAUCAUGCCUUUACUUCUGUAAGCAGCUGCUCUCCAAGUCGCUCUUGCAUUAUGACAGGUCUACCACAGCAUCAGAAUGGGAUGUAUGGGCUGGAGCAUGCAAUCCAUCACUUCUCAUCGUUUGAUGGGAUCAUGAGCUUACCUCGCAUACUCAACAAAACCGAAAAGUACUGGACUGGGAUAAUAGGCAAGAAGCAUGUGGCACCAGAGUCUGUCUAUCCUUAUGCAUACUCCUUCACUGAGCAAGAUGGCUAUAACUUAAAUCAAGUUGGUCGGAACAUUACUCUCAUGAAAGAGCUUGCAAGAGACUUCUUGGCUCAAGCUCAAAAGUCUGAUUUGCCUUUCUUUCUAUACAUAGGGUUCUUUGAUGCACACAGAGGCUGUGAUGGCUUUUGUGAGAACUUUGGUGACGGUAGCAAAGGAAAUGGUGUGAUACCAGAUUGGACCCCAACUGUCUAUGAUCCAGAUGAUGUCGAAGUUCCUUAUUUCAUCCCAGAUACCCCAGUUGCAAGGAAGGACAUUGCCAAUCAAUACAAAACCAUCAGUAGGUUGGAUCAAGGUGUAGGCCUGAUGCUUGAUGCAUUGAAAGACUUUGGAUUUGACGACGAUACACUCAUUCUCUACAUCUCUGACAACGGUACUCCAUUCCCCAACGCAAAGACAAACCUGUACGAGUCCGGAAUGGUGGAACCAAUGAUGAUAUCAAACCCCGAGGACAAGUCUCGCUGGGGGAAGACCAGUGACGCUCUAGUAAGUAGUACUAACAUUGUACCAACAGUCUUAGACUGGUUUGGGCUCAAGUAUCCAGACUAUACAGUAUUUGGUCCUAAUCCUACAAGACUGGAAACUGAGUCCUUACUACCUGUAACUGCUAGCGAGCCCACUAAAGGUUGGGACACUGUUUUUGCAAGUCACGAUUUCCAUGAGGUGACUAUGUACUACCCCAUGAGGGUAAUGCGGACCAAAGACUUUAGGCUCAUUCAUAAUCUCAACUUUGCCAUGCCGUAUCCACUAGCCACUGAUCUCUACUCCAGCAUCACGUACUUGGACUUGCUCUCAAAUGUAGCAGCUAACAAGAGCACUCACUGGUUCAAGACUUUGCACCAGUACUACUACAGGGAUCAGUAUGAGCUAUUCGAUAUUAAGAAUGAUCCUCACGAGCUUAAGAAUUUAGCAACAGACCCAGAGUAUGCUUCAGUAUUUGAGGAAAUGAAAUCCAACUUGACGGAAUGGAGGAGAAUCACUGAUGAUCCGUGGCUAUGCUGGCCUUCAGGGGUGCUACUGGGAAGCAAAUGCAAUCCACUCUACAACGGACUCUAAUAGUAAAUUAUUGCCGCAUUUUCCUGCUAUAGCGACAGCUGCUUAGAGUGUGAAGCUGUAAUGCCACCCAACUGCUGCUGAAAUGCUAAAAGUUUAAAAUUAAAAAUAAUAAUCAUUAUUUUUAAAAAAUAAAUAAAUAAUUAUAA
Messenger RNA from Amphimedon queenslandica, 1683 nucleotides. RefSeq names its product N-sulphoglucosamine sulphohydrolase-like. Gene Ontology annotation, molecular function: N-sulfoglucosamine sulfohydrolase activity. Bases 38 to 1537 code for a protein of 499 amino acids. Gene Ontology annotation, biological process: heparan sulfate proteoglycan catabolic process; glycosaminoglycan catabolic process. The transcript has a single exon. NCBI's taxonomy places the organism in Eukaryota, Metazoa, Porifera, Demospongiae, Haplosclerida, Niphatidae. The record is from RefSeq and is a predicted model, not a curated record.